AUGUACACAACCGACACCGAUAUCGAGAAACCCACCACAAUGGGCGUUGAGCACGUGGCCGAAACGCCUGUGUCCGGGUCCAUCAGCGAAAAACACUCACAGGAUGCGGAGCAAAUUCCCCACUUCACGCCUGAGCAGGAGCAACGGGUCCUCCGCAAGAUGGAUCUGCGGUUGAUUCCCAUGCUGUCUAUUUUGUAUCUAUUGGCAUUUUUGGACCGCGGCAAUAUUGGGAACGCGAAAAUCGAAGGAUUGGUUGAGGAUUUAGGGUUGACGUCGCAGGAAUAUAGCUGGUGUUUAACGGUGUUCUUUUUCACGUACUGUGCGUUUGAGAUGCCGAGUAAUCUACUGCUCAAAAAGUUGCGGCCGUCGAGAUGGUUGCCGUUUUUGAUGAUUGCUUGGGGGAUUGUCAUGACGUUGAUGGGCGUCGUUCACAACUAUGCUGGACUUUUGUCCGCGCGUAUCUUCCUCGGUGUUGCCGAGGCUGGUCUAUACCCUGGCACCGCCUACUACAUCACCAUGUGGUAUCCCCGUGAAAAAGCCCAGUACCGACAGGCUCUCUUCUUCAGCUCGGCCAGUAUCGCCGGUGCUUUCUCGGGACUUCUCGCUUACGCGAUUAGUAAAAUGGACGGUGUGGGCGGGUAUGCCGGCUGGCGGUGGAUUUUCAUCUUGGAGGGACUUCUCACCGUUGCGGUCGCCCUUGUCGCCCCGUUUGCGAUCCACGACUUCCCAGAGACAGCCACCUUUCUGACCGAGGAAGAGCGCCGGUGGGUGAUUCACAAACUGCGGUCUCAAUCCGGACGCGACACAACGCAAGACGGAGCAGUCCAUGAGGAGUCGCGCUUCCGCGUACGCUACGUGAUUGAUGCGUUGACGGACUGGCAGAUCUACGUCGCUUUGUUUAUGUACUGGGGGAUCACCACCCCUCUCUAUGGUAUCUCGUACUUCUUGCCGUCCAUCAUCAAGGACCUGGGGUACAAGUCUUCAACKGCGCAGUUGCUCACGGUGCCGAUCUACAUCGCCGCGGCCAUUGUGGCUGUCGGUGCAGCCUGGCUAUCGGACCGUCGCAAGCAGCGGUCUCCGUUCAUUCUCUUCUUCAUGUCGUUAAUUGCCAUCGGCUUUAUCAUUGUCAUUGCCUCCACCGGUCGGGGAGUACCAGGGGUUGUCUACUUCGGUGUCUUUGUCGCUGUCGUCGGUAUCUAUCCUGCUUUCCCAGGAAAUGUCACCUGGCUCAGCGUCAACCUGGCCGGGGACUACAAGCGUGCGGCCGGAAUGGCCAUCCAUAUCGGGUUGGGUAAUAUGGCCGGUGCCAUGGCAUCCAACUUUUACCGCGCGCAGGACGCACCCAGGUAUAUUCUGGGCCACGCAUUGGAGCUGGGUUUCGCGGUGGUCGGAAUCAUUGCAGUGGUGAUUCUGCGGUUGUCGUAUCAGCGCAUCAACAAGAAACGGGACCAGAUGGAUGUCUCGGGCUAUGAUAAUGCUCAGUUGGCCAGGAUGGGCGAUCGGUCGCCUUUGUUUAGGUACAUGCUGUGA
This is a messenger RNA of Aspergillus pseudoviridinutans, 1530 nucleotides long. Its product is annotated as allantoate permease family MFS transporter. Gene Ontology annotation, molecular function: transmembrane transporter activity. The record is from RefSeq and is a predicted model, not a curated record. Gene Ontology annotation, cellular component: membrane. Gene Ontology annotation, biological process: transmembrane transport. The transcript is spliced from 8 exons. Lineage: Eukaryota; Fungi; Ascomycota; Eurotiomycetes; Eurotiales; Aspergillaceae. Bases 1 to 1530 code for a protein of 509 amino acids.